ACCGUUGUUUUUAAAGGCAGAGAGAUAUUUGUUCGAGAUAUUUUAUAUGUAUGAACUACGUGACAUUUUAAACAGUUGGUUUUUUUUAAUUUCAUGUCAGUUUCAUCAUCCUUUUUAUGUUGGCUGAACGCGUACAAUAGAGAGGUUUAAAAACGCAACUGUUAUCUGUGUAAGUUUUAAUGAGGAUUAAAUGUUGAGGACGGAAAAUUCCGACCAAUAAGAUGACCAUGAAGCAAUCACUCGGACAAGUGGCAUUUUUACUAUCGUAUUUGAUGGUGUACGUCAUAUCUUUAGACGACGCACAACGGGAAGGCUUUGUCGAGUAUCCAACGUCCGUAUCAAACAUUUUGUCUCUUAUGGCGAAUUAUGGAUUGCAAAAAAAGAAUGCUAUGAAUAGAGAAAAAGCAAAUCAGUAUCUUGUUGCUACAAUGUUAACCGCUGACGAACUAGAUGAGGCUAGACAUUGGAAAAUGGAUAAAUUACUAUUAUUGGAAAAUGGUAGGCUCAAAUUAUAUUUGAAUGAAAAAGUAACUGACCCAAUCAAAACGGAAAAGAAAGGCGAGCAAAGGCAUGGUGAAAUAUCAUUUAUUUAUUUUGAAGUUACAGACUCUGUGGACGAACUAAAAAAAAGACUUCCUAUUAAAAGCAACAAACGCAUACCCGGAGACCCUUAUCUGAUUCUCUACUCGUAUUACAUACCAUGUGCGUGCAUUCCUACCUGUAAUUUUAACUGUGCAGAAGAGCUUGGUAAAUUCGCUCGUCUUCAUAGCAAAGACAUGUUUACAAUCGUCGGAUAUUCGGCCGUCUAUAAACGUACGGACAAUAAGAAUGCUGAAGUCUUUAUGAAGGAAGGUGGCAUAUCAAUGUUCCAAGAUCUAACUGAAAAGAACGAGCGUUUCGAUGCAGUCAAUGUUAUUACAAAUACGAAUGGCAAACCAAUGAAUGGGACGUUUCAAGAACUUCUCCAACAAUGUCUCAUUGGAGAUCCUGUGUCAAGCUGCAUACCAGUCGAAACGAGAGAGCGCAUUGUGACAGCUUUUAUAAAUUAUAUCAUGCUUCCUUGGUUUAAUGCCUCUAUGUACUUCGGUAAAUUGAGCAGAAUGUCUAAAAAAGAUUUGCUAAAAUCUUUGGAAACAAAAUUAACGCAUUCUAUAAGGAAGGUUUCGUGUGACAAAAUGCGCCGUACUCCAAAGAAAUGCAGAUUCUUGAUAAAAGACUGUGUCGAAUCAGCACUAGAUCAAACUCAUAGCCUUGCCUACCCGACAUUUGGCGCUAUACGCCAUGACAAGCCCAUAGAAGAUACUGUUUAUUGGCGCAACGCCGAAGCCUUAAGCCGCGGCUUUUAUUUUGUCAAUGACUUUGUUGAAGUUCCAGACUGUGAUAACAAGCUUCAUUCAAUUACAAGUCUUUGUAUAAGUGAAGCAGAAACGAAUUGCGAGAACGGUUAUAAUACAUUACCAGAUAGGACUGGCCGUGAGUUUAAUAAUGAAGAACAAAAUAGGCUUAGAGGGGCAUCAGGAGGUGCGAGCAGGCUCAGCGGACUAGUUAGAAACAUCCAAAGUGGAAUGAGGCGAAUAAGGAUAUGUUUGCGUCGAUGCUUUUGUCUCUAAUUCAUUGUAAUUGUGCCUCUAAACCAGGGUUUGUGGUGUUGUUGUUUGUUGUUGUUUUUUCGACUUCUCGGCUUGUCCCUGUAGUUUUCAUUAUAUUAUUAUAAUAACAUUGUUAAAUGUCGAGAUUGAAUAGAAUUUUGUCAUGCAUAUUCUUUCAUGAUAAGCUAUUGUUUCAUUCGAUUUGUUAUUCACGUUUGUUUUAUAAAGUGGCAUAUUUCAAGUAUUAUUGCAUAUUUAAUUUUUAAGUAAGCUUAAGAGAGUGACAUUUAGUAAAGGCGUUUAACAUGCGAGCCCCCUGCCCAAUACUCAACAACGGCUCUUUACUCGGACCGGGAAUUGUGGGACCCUCUUUUUUACAAAAUGUAAUGCAUACUAGACUUUGUAAAGAACUGUUUAUUCCGUAUGUCAGAUAUAAGUAUUUAUCCCCCCCCCCCUCGAGGAAUGGGCGCAGGGUGCCCUUUGUCUUUCCGUCAUUCCGCAUUGCAUAAAAGUGAUGUCGUAUUUAGCUUCGUCAGUUUAUACAUACAUGUAAAUUUAUGAAACUUAUUAAGCAUUGAUCAGUAAGGAAGGCUGUGCACGUGAUGUUUUAUAGAUAUUACUCUCGGACUUAUAAUACAUAUCGCUCUUAAGAUUAUUAAAAAAAAGUUCAAAACGGUCUUUAAACUUUUACUUAUAACCGGUCAAAAAUGAUGCAUCUCAACACGUUUAACAUCUAAAUUCAUGACUUCUCACAGAAGUAUUGGUCAUUGUUGACUAAACAAAUCAUUUGACCAUCGUUACUAAAUUUACACCUUCUACCCGUACUUGAUAUUAAAAUUGUUUCAUUAAACGUGGCAGAAAAUGUCCUCUUGAUUUAAUACAUUAAUAAUUGUUUGUGUUUUCUUUACAAAAUUGACACAAUAUACAUGUGGUAUAUGGUUUGGUUUCCCCGUAUCUUUUCAAGUACAUUAAUACAAUUAUGAGAAACCAUACCAGGUAGCUUAAUGACUUAAAAGACUUAUUGACUGUCGUUCGUUAUUCUUGCAGUAAAUGUUUUUGUGAUGAAAAACAUUUUUUUUUGCGUUGUAUCUGUUGUUUUUGUUUUGUAGUUUUUAUUUUAUAAAAUGCACACUAUAUGUCAAUCGCAUGUACAGCCUUGCUUUGUUGUUUCUUCCCGGUCUUCUUUAACAAUGUUUCACAAUGUUUCCAUUUCUGCUUAAUGUCAGUUACCUAUAACUGACUUAAAAACGAAGUACUAAUGCCGACAUACUUUUCCGUUUUAUUCUUUUAAACUAACACAGUGGGUGAUUUGUCAAACACGAAAUCCUCGUGCACGUUCUUAUCAAUGCGAUAUGUAUUUAUCAAGUACGCCUCACUUGAAUAUAUAACUGGCCCAUUAGUAAUAUCUGUUCUUAUAUAUGACAAUAUUCAAACCAGAUAUUUUCAUCAUGCAUGUUAUUUACAAACUUAAAUUAUAAUUGUGUACAUGGAUAACUUAAAUUGGUCUAGCUCAUUUUGUAAAUAUUUAACAACAUGUUUUUCUCAUUAUUAAUAGUUACAUUUAUUUUGUAUUCUGAAUUCAUAGUGUAUUCUGUUAAAUAGCAAUGAUAUUUUUAUGCUUAUGCUUAUAAACAUUUGACUUGA
Mya arenaria is the source of this 3233-nucleotide messenger RNA. RefSeq lists its product as uncharacterized. The record is from RefSeq and is a predicted model, not a curated record. The coding region runs from base 222 to 1610 and encodes 462 amino acids. The transcript is spliced from 3 exons. Lineage: Eukaryota; Metazoa; Mollusca; Bivalvia; Myida; Myidae.